AUGAAGAGGAGCAGAGAUAUGGAGAAGAGAUCAGAGAUAAACUCUGCCAUUGAAGAGCUGUCCUUGCUGGCUAUAGUCAAACCUGGAGGAAAUCAUGAGACUGCACACAUCCCCACCAAGCCUUUCCUAUCUCUAUGCUACAUGGUUCUACAGGUUCUUGAUAAGAUAGGUCCAACGAUGGCUGUUUUGAGACAAGACAUUCACCAGAAUAUUAAGAGAUUGGAAAUGAUGCAUGAAUUGAACCCCUCAAUGAAUUCAAAUUUGGUUGAAAUAUUGAAAUCGGAAGCUAGCAAGGGCAACGCAAGGAAGAGGUUUAGUUGUAGUAAAGCCUUUCUUUGGCUCACUAGAUCCCUGGAUUUCUCUUCAGCAUUAUUACACGCACUAGAAAUCGAUCCUAAAAAGAAUAUGGAGCAAAUAGUUCAAGAGUCUUAUGAUGCAACCUUGUCACCAUGGCACGGAUGGAUUUCGUCAGCAGCUUUCAGAGUGGCUAUAAAACUAGUGCCAGAUAGUCAAACUUUCAUGGAUCUCCUCAAGGAAAGAGAUGAAAACAGUGACACCCUAAAGGAGCAAAUGCAGAUCUUAGUUUCUUUGUUUGUGCCUUUUCUUGAGGAUGUUCAUUGUAUUCUUAAAGUGUAUAACUUGGACAGGAUUAAGUCAUCUUGA
Sphenostylis stenocarpa is the source of this 663-nucleotide messenger RNA. NCBI's taxonomy places the organism in Eukaryota, Viridiplantae, Streptophyta, Magnoliopsida, Fabales, Fabaceae. The record is from the annotation of a GenBank genome assembly.